This is a messenger RNA of Branchiostoma floridae (Florida lancelet), 1355 nucleotides long. Its product is annotated as glutamate-rich WD repeat-containing protein 1-like. Gene Ontology annotation, molecular function: protein binding. The record is from RefSeq and is a predicted model, not a curated record. The coding region runs from base 32 to 1333 and encodes 433 amino acids. The transcript is spliced from 7 exons. Lineage: Eukaryota; Metazoa; Chordata; Leptocardii; Amphioxiformes; Branchiostomatidae.
AUAAUGUAUUUCCGGGUCACACGUGGGCAACAUGGCCGACCACGAGGAAGUGGAGAUGGUCGCUGCAGACGACAGUGACGCGGAUAGUGACGAGGAAAGUCCGCAGGACUCAGACAAACCCGCGGAAACGAAGGUGUAUCUACCUGGCGACCCCAUGGACGAGGAGGAGGAGCUGGUUCAUGACGAGUCCGCCUACGUCAUGUAUCAUCAAGCACAGACAGGUGCCCCCUGCCUGAGUUUUGACGUACUGCAGGACAGUCUAGGUGAUAGCAGGGAGACGUUUCCCCUGACUGCCUACAUGGUGGCCGGCACACAGGCUGAGAUCGGGCGACCCAACCACGUCAUACUCAUGAAGAUGAGCAAACUCAACAAAACGGCAGCAGGCUCAGAUGAUGAAGAUGAUGAGUCUGAUGAUGAGGAUGAGAAUCCCCAGCUGGACACUGUCAUGUUCCAACAACAGGGCGGAGUCAACAGGAUCAGGACCACUGUAGUGCAGGGGACCCAUCUGGCUGCCUGCUGGUCAGACAAAGGCUCUGUCCACAUCUGGGACCUCAGUAAGCCCCUGCGCGCCGUUGAGGAGCCCAGCGCCAUCGCCGCCUUCGAGAAGAAGAAGGACAAGAUGCAGCCGGUGUACUCCUUCCCUGGGCACCAGACAGAAGGGUUCGCUGUGGAUUGGUCAACAACAGUCAAUGGUCGGCUGGCUACAGGAGACUGUAGGAAGGACAUCCAUGUGUGGAACAUGCAGGACGGAGGCUGGAACGUUGAUCAGAGACCCUUCACUGGACACACCCAGUCUGUAGAGGACAUCCAGUGGUCACCUAAUGAGGCUACAGUUUUUGCCUCCUGUUCUGUGGACAAGACCGUACGGAUAUGGGACAUCCGUGCGGCCCCUAGCAAGGCAAACAUGUUAACAACAACAGCCCACGAACGGGACGUCAACGUCAUCAGCUGGAACAGGCACGAACCAUUCAUCGUGUCAGGGGGGGACGACGGAGUCAUCAAAGUGUGGGACCUGCGACAAUUUCAGAAGGGAGUAGCAGUGGCAGUGUUUAAGCACCACACGGCCCCCAUCACCUCAGUGGAGUGGCACCCCACGGACAGCACGGUGUUCGCCGCCUCGGGAGCAGACGACCAGCUCACCAUGUGGGACCUGGCGGUGGAGAGGGACGAGGAGGGCGCGGCCUCACAGGGCGUGGACGUGCCGCCGCAGCUGCUGUUUGUGCACAUGGGACAGAACGAUAUCAAGGAGCUGCACUGGCACCCACAGCUGCCAGGGGUCCUCGUGAGCACAGCUCACAGUGGGUUCAAUAUCUUCAGAACUAUCAGUGUUUGAGGAGGGACAAGUGUCAUCUGCA